ACCGUCCUGCAUACCCGGGAAGAUGCUGCUCAGAUUACUCUGUGGCCUGUGUCUGCUAAACAGUGUUACGGGACAAAAACUCUGUUCCAGGCCACGGGAAGUGGAUUUUGCCGUUUAUAAACCUUUGAAAAUAUUUUAUGAAUUCCGCGACUCUGUCUCGUACGCGUGCUCUCCGGGAUAUGAAAAGGUCUCCGGCAAAGACAGGGCGCUUUGUUUAAUGGCCGGGAACUGGGAACACGCAACAAUUACAUGCCAGCGUAAGCAGUGCCCGAACCCCGGCGUGCUGCCGAAGGGGCAGGUGAGAUACAGAGAGCUGAGCUACGGCAGCCACAUCCACUUCGCAUGCAAUGAAGGGUAUAAUCUGCAUGGAGCCAAUGAGAGCCGGUGUACGGAGAGCGGAACGUGGAGCCCCGAGGUGCCGGCGUGUAAACCCAUUACCUGCCCCCCACCCCCCGUCCCUAAUUUUGGCCGCCUCGUCCUGUAUACGCCUCGAGAAGGGAAUACGUCGCAGUAUUUGGAUAAUGUUACCUAUGGCUGCCUGCCCAAAUACGCCAUGUUUGGGAACGCCAGCGCUUACUGCACGGCCAACGGGACCUGGAGCCGCACGCCGGACUGUCGCGAUGUGAAAUGCCGGCGUCCGACCGAAAUCGAGCACGGGUUCCUGACCUACUCCCCUCCCAGGCUGUACGAUUAUCAGGAGGCCGUCACCUACGGGUGCAAGCCCACCUACGUCUUGGACGGUCCGAAAAACUCAUUCUGCGAUAAAAAUGGGGAAUGGACAGUAAAGCCGAGCUGCAGAGCUCCUUGCCACGUAACCACGAAGAAAGCCACGGUCCUGUACAAUGGAAGGAAAACCCGCGUGGAUAAGAUUUCCGACCAGUUAAUUCAGCACGGCGACAUCGUUACCUAUUUCUGCAAAGACGAUAAGGGGGAUUGCGCCCACUCGCGGGAUUCCAUGUGUCUGGACGGACACUUCACCGUACCCCCCUGCUACAAAGAUCCCGGACUAUUCUCUUUCUUUUCCACGGCCCCGCAUAAGCUGCCACCAUGUGCCACGGCUAACGCCACGCUCGCUACGCCACCGCUAUAAGCACGCGCUUCUUAGCGCUAAGAGCCCGGAGAGCCUUCAUCACCUUUAAUCCAAGUUAUUAUGGUAAAAUAAAGACUUGGCUGUCCAAGGGUUCUGUGAC
Spea bombifrons (plains spadefoot toad) is the source of this 1190-nucleotide messenger RNA. RefSeq names its product apolipoprotein H (gene APOH). The record is from RefSeq and is a predicted model, not a curated record. The coding region runs from base 23 to 1090 and encodes 355 amino acids. The transcript has 8 exons. NCBI's taxonomy places the organism in Eukaryota, Metazoa, Chordata, Amphibia, Anura, Pelobatidae.